GAAGAAGGAACAGGCAAAAGGAGAAACGAUAACUAUUGCCGAACUCUCUCCAUAGCUUGAAACACAGAAAUCUGCACUGACAAGAAUUACCAGCAACCAAUCUCCGUUUAAGCAUUUAAUACAAAAAGGACAAGCCGCUUUCCAAAGCUGAUUUGAAAAUAAUUAGAACAGGGUACACGCAAAGAAGAAACGAACUAUCCAGCUCUGGUUGACAGUUAUAACUUUCAUUUCUAAAAGAAGUUCAAGAAUCAACAACAGUCGCCAAGAUGAUGCAGAUCUCAGAAUCCCACCUGCAGAAGAACUCCCUGUUCAACUCCAUGAACCGCUUCAUCGGUGCCGUCAACAACAUGGACCAGACGGUGAUGGUGCCCAGCCUGCUGCGGGACGUCCCCCUUGAAGAGGCGAGGGAGGUGGCCGACCUGAAAAGUUCGGGAAACAGCGACAUCGAGGACGGCGACAUGUACAGCUACUACCAGCUUCUCAAGUCUAUCCGCUGUGACAUUGAGUGGGGAGUGAUGCGCGCGGAGGAAGACAAGAAGCGCAAGGAAAGCUGGGCUCCCAUCUCUCGGAUGGAUUCAGCGGAGGAAGAUUCAGAGGUAUCGUCGGAGGAAGAGGAGGAUAACCUGCAGAAGCAGUUCCAGUUCCACAUGACGGGGCUCCACGGGGUGCUGUCCAAGCUGACGCAACAGGCUAACACCCUGACCAACCGCUACAAGCAGGAGAUCGGCAUUGGAAGCUACUAAAAUGGAGCACAACGACCCGAGCGAGCCCUCAUUCCCCGAUGAUCGAUUCUCAUUCGCGGAAAGGAGGUGAACUGAACUUAACCGAAUAGUCUAUCACUGAUGAAAUUCGUUUGAAUGGACUGAGAGAGAAAGAAAAUAAGAGAGACAGAAAUAAACAUUUCUGCUCUCUAUAUGUGGUAUUAUUUUACCUUUGUGAUAUAUUGUGUUGAUCCAAAGUAAUGUUGUGGUUGACCUGCUAUGUGGUAUAUCCGGGUUCCACUACACCUGUUUUGCACUCAGAUUUUUUACCACAAUGUCUGUGUUUUAUGCACGGUGUCCAAUGGCGCUCCAUGCCUUCAGCUCAAGUGACACAGAUAAUACAUAUGUAUACAUUUAUUUAAUAUUGAUGUAUUUAACUUGUUACCUCGCACUGUAUGUUUGAGAGCUGUAUAUUUCAAGGUUGAAGAAGUACAUGACCUCAGAGACAUUUGGCUAUAUAUUUCUUUACUUCCUAGAAAGGGGAAAUGCGCAUAGGAUUUAGCAUGUCUAAUGAUGCCAAUGUGUCAAAAAAGUCUGUACAGGUCUUGUACUUUUCCCUAUUGUUAUGUGUCUUUAUUAUGUGCUUAGCUAAAUGGAGGAGGCUUGACAGAUUCUUGCCUAUGAUCCCAUUGCUGCCCUAUAUGAUCAAUGAACUGAAAUCAACUGAUGGUUCUUCUGCAUAGAGAAUAAUGAAGGAUUCCAAGAGAUCAUGUUAUUAUCUUGCUAUUGCCAUGGUAUUUAUGGAGAGGUGAAACUCCAUAAGCCAGUGUUUUUGUAUGUACUAUAUUAUGUUUUUAUAUUGAAGAUAAUGUAUUUGUACUGAGAAAUAAAAUAUUUUGUAAAUGAAA
Coregonus clupeaformis (lake whitefish) is the source of this 1609-nucleotide messenger RNA. Its product is annotated as mid1-interacting protein 1-B. Bases 267 to 743 code for a protein of 158 amino acids. Gene Ontology annotation, cellular component: cytosol. The transcript has a single exon. Lineage: Eukaryota; Metazoa; Chordata; Actinopteri; Salmoniformes; Salmonidae. Gene Ontology annotation, biological process: regulation of lipid biosynthetic process. The record is from RefSeq and is a predicted model, not a curated record.